GAUGCGUAGAGUAACCGCUAGCAACGAGUAGAAGCCCAACACUCCUUUUCCUUCUCCAACAAAUCAACUGCUCUCAUCACUAUAUAUAAUACAAAUUCAUCCAAUUGCAGUUUGCAGAACCCAUAAUUUUUUGCAGAUCGAGGAAGAAAAGAUGUGUUGCGGUGGUAGAAUGUGCAUGCUGUGUGUAUGCUUAAUAGCAAUUGUGGUGGCGAUUGGGUUUUUGUUCGGAUUUGGAGUUUUCAAAAAUGGAUUUCAUAAAUUGAAGGAUACUUUUCAUCUCGCUGAUAAUUGUAUCAAUGCUGCUGCUUCUCACUGUUCUUCUUCAAGGCCCUUUCUAGGUUUUCCUCUUGCUAAUUCCACUGCUCCUUCGCCAUCGAAUUAGAUUCUGAAUUUUCAUUAUGAAUUUAGCAUUAUAGAUCUGUUUAUUCGUUUAUAUAAUGGUGUAGUAGUUAAUUUUGUGUAAAGCGCUCGUCAUUAUUGCUCUGUAUUUUUACUUUGAUGUUGAAUUUAAUUAGUUAAUCCUGUUCUGUUUUAGAUCCAAAUUCAUAAUUCAUUCUGUUUUUAUGUUAUAUAUUCAUGACUAAAUUCAUACUAUUUAAUCAAAAUUUGAGA
Solanum verrucosum is the source of this 612-nucleotide messenger RNA. RefSeq lists its product as uncharacterized. Bases 152 to 382 code for a protein of 76 amino acids. The record is from RefSeq and is a predicted model, not a curated record. The transcript has a single exon. Lineage: Eukaryota; Viridiplantae; Streptophyta; Magnoliopsida; Solanales; Solanaceae.